Cololabis saira (Pacific saury) is the source of this 2512-nucleotide messenger RNA. RefSeq names its product SET domain containing 3, actin histidine methyltransferase (gene setd3). NCBI's taxonomy places the organism in Eukaryota, Metazoa, Chordata, Actinopteri, Beloniformes, Belonidae. Gene Ontology annotation, biological process: positive regulation of transcription by RNA polymerase II; actin modification; peptidyl-lysine monomethylation. Gene Ontology annotation, molecular function: protein-L-histidine N-tele-methyltransferase activity; transcription coactivator activity; histone H3K4 methyltransferase activity. The transcript is spliced from 13 exons. Bases 71 to 1852 code for a protein of 593 amino acids. The record is from RefSeq and is a predicted model, not a curated record.
CCAGAGCGCAUGCGCGGCGGGGCUGCGUGUGUCCGGUUCCAGAAGCAGCUGCAGCUUCACCUGCGCAGUCAUGGGGAAGAAGAGUCGGGUGAAAACCCAGAAAGGUUCUGGUUCCAGCUCGGUGGCGUCGCCUAAAGAAAUGCUGAGCUGCAUCUCUGAGCUGCUGCAGAAAUGCAGCAGUGCGGCGCCCUCUGCUGGUAAAGAGUGGGAGGAAUAUGUUCAGAUACGAGGCCUGGUGGAGAAGAUCCGGAAGAAACAGAAAGGUCUCUCCGUGGUGUUUGAAGGCAGCAGGUCCGACCACUUCUCCUCUCUGACUUCGUGGGCCCAGCAGAACGGAGCUUCCUGUGACGGAUUCACCGUAGCCGACUUUGGAGAGGAAGGAUACGGCCUGAAGGCUAGCAGAGACAUCAAGGCCGAGGAUCUGUUCCUCUGGGUUCCCAGGAAGAUGCUGAUGACGGUGGAGUCGGCCCAGAACUCUGUACUUGGGCCCCUCCACAGCCAGGACCGGAUCCUGCAGGCCAUGGCUAACGUGACGCUAGCGCUGCACCUGCUGUGUGAGCGUUGUGACCCGGCGUCGUUCUGGCAGCCGUACAUCCGCUCCCUCCCGGAGGAAUACGACACGCCGCUCUUCUACCAGCAGGACACCGUGGCCUUGCUCAUGGGCACGCAGGCAGUGCAGGACGUGCUGAGCCAAUACAAGAACACAGCCCGGCAGUACGCGUACUUCUACAAGCUGCUGCAGACUCAUCCUGCUGCCAGCAAGCUCCCGCUGAAGGACAGCUUCACCUUCGACGACUACAGGUGGGCCGUGUCGUCGGUGAUGACCCGGCAGAACCAGAUCCCCACGGAGGACGGAAGCCGGGUCACCCUGGCCCUGAUACCGCUCUGGGACAUGUGCAACCACACCAACGGACUGAUCACCACCGGCUACAACCUGGAGGACGACCGGUGUGAGUGUGUAGCUCUGCAGGACUACAAGGAGAACCAGCAGAUCUACAUCUUCUACGGGACCCGGUCCAACGCCGAGUUCGUGAUCCACAACGGCUUCUUCUUCCAGGACAACAACCACGACCGGGUCAAGAUCAAGCUGGGCGUCAGCAAGAGUGAGAGGCUGUACGCCAUGAAGGCCGAGGUUCUGGCCCGGGCCGGGCUCCCCGCGUCUUGUGUGUUUGCUCUCCACGGUAACGAGCCCCCCAUCUCAGCCCAGCUGCUGGCCUUCCUGAGAGUCUUCUGCAUGACUGAAGAGGAGCUGAAGGAGUUCCUGGUGGGCGACGGUUCCGUCAACCGGAUCUUCACUCUGGGAAACAGCGACUUCCCCGUGAGCUGGGACAACGAGAUCAAGCUGUGGACCUUCCUGGAGACCCGGGCCGCCCUGCUGCUGAAGAGUUACAGAACCACCACCCAGGAGGACCGGGCCCUGCUGGCCCGUCCGGACCUGGCCCUCCACGCCCGCCUGGCGGUCCAGCUCCGGCUGGCCGAGAAGUCGAUCCUGGAGCGGGCGUCGGCCAGUGGGCGGAGCCAGCGGCUGCACUUCCUGCAGCAGCAGCGGGAGGGCGUGGCCCUGCCCCGCCCCCAGGAGGGGGACCUGGCCUUCCUGGACCGGGACCGGGUCCUGGACCCGGACCAGGACGCCAAGCUGCCCAUCAUCCUGCGGCAGCUGGAGGAGGCGGACCGGGACCAGGACCAGGACCCGCUACUCAACGGGAAGGGGGCGGGGCCUGACGGAGAGGGGGCGGGGCCUGACGGGGAGGAGGCGGAGCCGGUCCAGGUCCAAACAGACCGGGUCCCCGGUUCGGUUCUGGCCCCGGAGGGGGGCCCAGGUCCAGGACCCGCCCCCCCCAGAGAACUGUGAAUAAACGCGUCCCGAUUUCCCGCCAACAGCUUUUUGCUAUUUAUUUAUUUUUGUGUCUCUUGAAAUGACUCAGAAAUAUAGACGAGCGUUAGCGGUUAGCGGCGUUAGCUUUAGUUCCGCCGCUAACCGCCGCAGGAGGAGGGCGGUUUCAGAUUGGCUUUUUGGUUGAGUUAGCGGUUAGCGGUCCGCGGCGUCCCUCACGGCGCGACUCUGGGAACCCUGGAGUUUUAGGAACCGUGGCCGACGGACGGAGAGACGGACGGAGAGACAGACGGAGAGACGGACAGAGAGACGGACAGAGAGACGGACAGAGUGCUAGCGCAGGGUUUAGUUUUCACAUCAGCUCGUCUCCAUUUGUCCCGUUUUUUGUGUUUUUGACAAUCGUAGACGUCUGAUGAUGUCACACGGCCCCGCCCACUUCCUGUCACCGGGUCCCGAUUUAAAAACCUGGUUUUCCCGGCGGCCGAGACGGAAGAAAAACGAGUCUGAAGAAGAAGCGUCUUUGUGAAUGUGUCCAGGGGGCGGGGCCACGGUGAUGUCACGGAGGGGGCGGGGCCACAAGAGCCACAAACAGCCCCGUCGUCAUGGUUACCAGUUUGUUCACGACAACAACGCUCAUCUUUUCUGUCUUUCUGAUAAAUAAAAGUAUAAAUACCAAAA